Molecule: messenger RNA, 6117 nt
Organism: Sphaerodactylus townsendi
Lineage: Eukaryota; Metazoa; Chordata; Lepidosauria; Squamata; Sphaerodactylidae
Gene: CLIC4
Product: chloride intracellular channel 4
Exons: 6
Coding region: 195-959 (254 amino acids)
Source: RefSeq, a predicted model, not a curated record
CGCCGCUCCGCCUCUUUUGCCGGCGCUGAAGGAGGCGAGGGCAGGCGCGUGCACGAGGGGGCCGUGAAGGCGGGACGGGGGGGAGAAGGCGCGGGUGCGCGCGGCAGCCGGGCGGCCAAACGACUCUGUUGUCGGGGCGGCGGCUUUUCCCUUCAGCACCACCACCCAGCCGAGGAAAGGCGGCGGAGCCGAGCAUGGCGCUCUCGAUGCCGGUGAACGGUGUGAAAGAGGAGGGCGACAAGGAGCCACUCAUCGAGCUCUUCGUCAAGGCUGGCAGUGAUGGAGAAAGCAUAGGAAACUGCCCCUUUUCUCAGAGACUCUUCAUGAUCCUUUGGCUCAAAGGUGUGGUGUUUAGUGUUACAACAGUUGACUUGAAAAGGAAGCCUGCAGAUCUCCAGAACCUGGCUCCAGGGACUCACCCGCCUUUUAUAACAUUUAACAAUGAAGUCAAAACAGAUGUGAACAAGAUUGAAGAGUUUCUUGAAGAGGUCCUCUGCCCACCCAAGUAUGCAAAGCUUUCUGCAAAACACCCAGAAUCAAAUACGGCUGGAAUGGACAUUUUUGCCAAAUUUUCAGCAUUUAUCAAGAAUUCCAGGCCAGAAGCUAAUGAAGCCUUGGAACGAAGCCUUCUGAAAACUCUGCAGAAGCUGGAUGACUACCUGAACACUCCUCUCCCUGAUGAGAUUGACGAGAACAGCAUGGAGGACGUCUUGGCUUCCAACCGCAAGUUUCUCGAUGGUGAUGAGAUGACACUGGCAGAUUGCAACUUGUUGCCCAAGCUACAUAUUGUCAAAGUUGUGGCCAAAAAGUAUCGCAACUUCGACAUUCCCAAGUCCAUGACAGGGAUAUGGAGGUACCUGACCAACGCUUACGGCCGUGAUGAAUUCACCAACACUUGUCCUGGAGACAAAGAAAUCGAAAUUGCUUACAGCGAUGUAGCCAAGAGACUCACUAAAUAAGCAGCACUUCAUCCACAUUCAUAACAAAAUGCUUCUUUUAACAGACUGCUAUUUGUUUUUGUCUUUUUAAGAUAGUCAUUUACUUUGCAUGAACUUGCAGUUAUUCAGUGUUAUGUUUCAAAAGGCCAGGGGUACAGUGGUCUGUUUAAAACUUGCAAAUGGAAGUUUUGACAUUUUGCCUCCUGUAGCAGUAGGAUUCUGCAGUGCACACGUUCUGGAAUGUUGCCCAGGAGUGCCGAAUCGCUCAUUGCUUUUACUACCACGAGUUACAGAUAAACUUACAGGUACUGGGCCCAUAUUAGAUGAGGACCAGUUUGUUUAGUCAGCAGAACUGAGAGGUAAAGCUUUUCUGGACUGAACCACUUCAGACUAUGGGGGUGAAUUCCCCAGUGUGUGUACAGACUGAUGGGUCUGCCUUUUCAGCCUUUUAAAAAGAUGUUCAGGGAAGGUUUUUUCCUUUGGAGAGCGCGCAAAAUACAUGGCAUCUCUCCCUCCCCUUACAAUCUGCAGCCUGAAAUGAUUCACUAAAGGAAAAGCUUUACUGCUUUGAUCCUAUUGAUUGUACAUUGCUGGCCAUUUGAUCUCAAAUUGCAGCCUCAAAUUGGUCUAAGAGGUAUUUCCUGAUGUGGCUCAAGGAUUAUUUAUAUAUAUUUUGGGAUGUUUUUGGACAGUUUUGAAACAUUGUACCUGUCGGUCUGUCUUUACUGUGUCCCUGAGCUGUUUAUUGCCUGCCCCCCGAAAAGAGCAACUUGCAGAAUUACUGGGGAGAAACUGGGAGGCUGCCUUUGCUCCCAAGGAGAAGUCAGUUAGCAGGCUCAGGCACCAGGAGGCUGUACUUUUGGGAGGGGGAGUUAGUUGUAAUCUGCACAUAUUUGCAUGGGUCUGGGUUUUGUUUUUGUUUUUUGCUGUGGUCCUCUUGGACUUUCACACGGCUGCAUCGAAAUCCCCAGAAAUCUUCAUUGGAGGAUGACUUUAAGCAGCAGUAUCAGUGUAGAAGAAUCUAGGCUUUGUGACAAAAAAAAUCAAGCUUAUUAAGAAUAAGAAGAUGCUUUUUUUUUUUAGGCACUAAGAGCUUUGUCAAUAUGCAGGACUUUCUUCUGAACGAAUCUUCAAAACCCAUGCUGUUAAAUGCAUUAGAGAAGUGCUACGUUUCUACUCGAUGUAAAGCUACUCUUAUAUUGCUAGCUAGAAGUGUAGCAGUUGUUGCUGCCAAUGUUUCCUGCUCACUGUUGCUAACAUCAGAAUUUUUGCUGAGAACAAUUUUUUAAACAGUUUUUAAAAAUAUGUUCAAGUGACCUUCAAAAACCAACUCGGUUGCCUUAAAAUGGACCAUAAUUCCAAAAAGAUUAUCUUUUCUUCUGAAGCCAUGGAACGUGAGGAUAUUGUGUUAAUUUCUCCUUUUCCUUUAUUAUCACUUCAGUUGACCGUUGCAUAAAUAUCCCUGACCUCUAGUUUUUCAUGCCACAAUCAUUAGUGGUCAGGAUUUUUCUCUUUAGAAUGGUAUCAGAUACUAGCACUGUAACUUUAAUUUCUUCUUUAAUAACAGGCAAGUGUUUGAGGCAUGGAGUAAUCUUUUCAUUUUUCAUAAGCCAUCAAAGACUACUCCGAGGAACAGGUCUCACUAGUGUAAUUUUUAUAAUUUUUACAACAAAAUACAUUUUUUUAAAGAGUAGAACCAAUUUUUAGUUGUCUAGAAGUGCUAUUGCUUUCCAGCCUGGAGUUACUCAAUACAAAUCAUUUGCUCAGAAGAGGGAUGUGAAAUCUUUUAGGAGAAUAGCUUAAGAGGUGGUAAAAUUCUGGCUUUUUAUAUAGUAAACGUCAUACUUUUACUAUGUGAUCUAUGAUGAAAAUUAGUGGAAACAGGUGUCUUGUACACAGGCUUGUCUUUGUUACCCAUGGCUUCGUGGUGCCUUCUUGCUGUCCCCUAGAUUUAAAAUGUUUAGUGUUACUGCAGAAUCAGUUCUAUGCCUGCCACUUUGCUAAAGGGCAGACACUUAAAGCAUCCCCUGGUUUUGACACAUCUUGGAAAGAAGGGGGGGGUGCUUUUGUAGCAUUUUUUAUUUGCUGAUAAAUUUUCAUCUUUGGCUUCUCAUGCCUGAAAUCUGUUCCCAGUUCUUUCCAUUUUGUCCACACUACCUCUCAAUUUCUGAUUUGUUGCAGUUUCCUCAGUUAGGUGCACACGCUCAAUUUGGCUGUGGCACACUUUGUCUUGGUGAACUCUGGAUGGUUCCUAAUUAUAGUUCCAAAUUUUUGCCAUCCUGGUUGCACUCCCCAUCCCCCCCCCCCACAGUACUCAUUGAAAAUAUAGUGGCAAAAACCUGAUCCUUUCAGUAAUUUGGUAGAAGGAUGGGUAGGUUUAGCUGGGAAGGCUAUGAUCCAGCAUGGACUAUCUUUUCUAGUUGGAGCUGAGCAGCUGCUGCCAUCCAUCUGUUACCUAGCUGACAUUUUUAGGGCUACUAAAUCUAGCGUAAAGUAACGGGAUGUGUUUGUUUUGUGGAUUUUGGACAAAGUAGCCCUAACAGCUUUCCUUUCCAGAAAAUCCAUUAGUACUUCCCAAGUGCGCAAAACAGGAGAGAAGGGAGUUGCUCACCAGCUUGUUUUAAACAAUACUGUAAAAUAAAGUAACCUUUCAUUGAUCACUUGGUGCUGAUAUUAUGCCUUAGCACAGUUGAAAGAGCAUGUAAUAUAGGAAGUGGUUCAAUCUUAUGUUCUUGAUCCUGUUGAGCUGGAACCAGCAAAUCCUUUGGGAAUAUAUUUUAGAGAGAAAAACAUGCUUCCUUAGUAUUGGUAUACAAAAUUAUGAUCCUACUUAAUUUCUCUUGUAUGACAGUCGUUUUGUCAAAUUGUAUAUAUGCCUUUAUUGCCCAUGUGGAUGAAAGAAUUCAGUUCUCCUCCCUGACAGUCAAGGGGUUGGGGACUUCUGGCUUCAGACCAGGCAUAAAAACCCAGUAUAUUGUGUUCCAUUUUCAGUAGUGAUUUAAAAGAUGUGACCAUCAGAUGGCUAUCUACCCAGUAGUCACAUUGAUUUGGUUUUUUUAGUACUGCAAUUUAACUGACUUCCUAGAAAUAUUGUGGUCACAAGUUCAGAUGAAAUUAUGACUGUGCUUUUGUACCAGGGCAUGGAGAGGAAGGAACAUUGUGGGUCUAUCCCAAGCCACGAUAUUGUGGGUCUGUCCCUCCAUUGUGUGUCCAGUCAAGAGAUUGUAAUCAAGUUGCAAACAUUCUGCUUUCAGCCCUGCCUAUUUUUAAAAAAGCACUCUUGGUGGUGGACCUGUUCACACUUUCCUUCUACCUGAGAGCGUGAGGUGGCUGUCUCACAUGAACUGAAAGUACAAGCGAGGACGACUAUUCUGAGAUGCAGCAAUUCCUUAUGCAAUUCCUUAUUCCUUAUUCCUUAUGAGAUUGUUCCUUAUGAGAUUAUUCCUUAUUCCUUAUGAGAUUGUAAUUGUCACAAUCCUGUGGGAUCUAUGCCUGUAUACUUCUGAACUGCUUGAAGUGGGAGACAAUAUUAGAAUUGGAACCUAGCCAUCUUGUCACGUGUGUGAAGUAGCCACUAGUGUACAAACAAUGCCAUAUUGGCUUCACACCUAAAAUUGAUUGUAUGUCUUUUGUGAUGGAGUUGCCUCUCCAUUGAAGAUGAUCCCAGUCCUUUCAGUUUAGGAUAUCAUAAAUGUUCAGAUGGAGCAUUCUUGUAAUCUCUCCUUUGCUGAAUCACAGGCAGGAGCAGAUGUUUCUGAAUUAUAAUCCUGGGGCUGGCUACAUGAACCUGCAAGCAUGAGUCUGAAGUCCAUGUCAUAGAGGUGACCCCUCUGUAAGGCACAGUGAGGCUAUUUGAUUGUCUUUCACUGAAAACCCAAUUUUUCCUAUGAGGUGCAGUCACUGGAUAAGUUCUCUUGCAUGAACACCAUUGAAAUCAUCAAGUAGCUCUCUUGUGCCAUUCCUGUUAUUUUUGUAGAGCUUACAAAGAAAUUCCCAGAAGUUGAUUAGUGCGUGUCUGGAAGCACUAGUUGGAUUUUCUGCCUAAAGCAUCAAAAAGCCUUGCAAAUAACUCUGUUCUGAUGUUUUGAAAAUACAGCUCGAAAGGAAGGCUUGGUGAUUUCUCUUCACCCGCUUCAUUUGUUUUUUUGGCAUCCAAGUGUGUACUCUUGACAAGUGAUCUAGUUUUGAGAUACUUUGCUGUUCCUAUAAAUCUUCUUACUAACCACUUGUAUGAAAGUUUGGAGGGUCUUAAAGCUGCAAGAGUUUUUGUUGGUGAUGGGAGUGAGCCUCAAGUUCACUCUCUUCGCUCCGGUAGAAGAGAGGUGUGAACCAGUGCCUGCAUAUAUUGGAACACAAAUGAUUGCUUCUGUCUCAAAGGAAAGUGAACUUACGAGCAGACUAUACUGUUUCUACCUGGCCUAAGCUAAACCUUGUUAUUUUUAAAGCAACUUGGUCUAAAAGCAGCUGCAAAGCAGCUUUAUCUACAAUCAAUAAAGGCCUUGGUUAUGACAUUGGAUUGAAAAAUUAGCUGCUGUGAACACUUCCCAUGUGCUGAAGUUUUGUGUGUGUAGGCAUCAUUAUCACACUGGAAAGCUCUGUGUGCAGCAGGGGCCAUUCAUAGGGAACCCAGAAGUAUCUCCCAUGUUCUGAUGCAUGUGGACUGGAGUCAUGUGGAAUUAUUAACGUGACAACUUUUGGGUCACAGAGGGUCAUUCUUUGCCUUGCUUUUUCCAUGAAACUGUUGCUUGAUCUUAGAAGACAAGCUAAGCGAUUAAGUGUUUAUGCUAAAAACUAAUGACAGUUUUGAUUGGCUGUAACUAAUGGAAGAUGUUUUGCUCAAACCACAGUUGAGCAGAGCCUGUCAGAUUCGUUCCUGUUCUUUUGGGCACAUCUGUUAAUGUUCCAGGUUUGUUUGUUUGUUUAAAAAAUAGCAUUUUUGCAAUUUGUUUUGAUCAACUGUUGCAUGUGAACAGUUGGGGGUGGGUGGGAACAGGGGCAUAAAUUCCUAGAAUGAGCAGCAAUUAAUGUGGCUUCAGUAUAGAUGGAUACUCGGAGUCUCCAUACAACUUAUUGUAAUAUUGCUUAUCUUUUCACUUUUCUGGAAUAUCUUUUAUGGAUAUACCGGCAAACUGCUGGCAGCUAUUGUUUAAAAAUAAAAUUAUAUUUUCACUUAUGACCA